Molecule: messenger RNA, 2359 nt
Organism: Lingula anatina
Lineage: Eukaryota; Metazoa; Brachiopoda; Lingulata; Lingulida; Lingulidae
Product: unconventional myosin-XIX-like
Biological process (GO): actin filament organization
Cellular component (GO): membrane; actin cytoskeleton; cytoplasm
Molecular function (GO): actin filament binding; ATP binding; microfilament motor activity
Source: RefSeq, a predicted model, not a curated record
AUGUUUUUUAUAAUCACCUCUCUUGCAGACUGUAAUGUUUCCCUGGACCUGGCUAGCAAGCUGCUGGGUGUGGAUCCCUCAGUGCUAGAGAAAGCUCUAACAUUCCGCCGUAUUGCUGCCUCCCACAGCCGCAGACAGAGUGUCUUCCAUAAACCAUGUAAUGAGCAGGAGGGGAGGAGCAGACGAGAUUGUCUGUCUAAGACCCUUUAUUCCAGGUUAUUUGACUGGUUAGUUUCCUUCAUCAAUGGAUGUAUCAAAACCAAGGAACUGUACAGUUUUAUAGGGUUGCUUGAUAUCUAUGGUUUUGAGAGCUUCAUAAACAACAGCUUGGAGCAGCUGUGCAUCAACUAUGCCAAUGAGAGGCUUCAGCAGCACUUUGUGGCACAUUUUCUGAAAGAACUGCAGGCUGAGUAUGUUAAAGAGGCAUUGCCAUGGACACAUACAGACUUUGUGGACAACAGACCAUGUGUGGAGCUACUUGAUGGGAGUCUGGGAAUCUUCUCACUGCUCAUAGAGGAAUGCAACCUCAAUAGACCAUCCUCUGUCAAAAUGAUCUGUGAUCGGAUUUUUACCUCGGCACGAAGUCACCGUCACUUCCAGCAGCCCAAGAAAGACCUUGAGAACCCUUGGUUUGCUGUGAAGCACUAUGCAGGGACGGUACAGUACCAAGUCAGUGGACUGGUGGAUAAAAAUAAGGACAAUGUUCCAGCAGAACUGGUGGACAUGUUGAAGAACAGUGAUAAUGACUUCAUAGCCUCCUUGUUCGCUGACUUUGAAACAGAUCAACCUGGCAGGAAAAAGAAGACUGUUCUUGCUAAAUUUAAGAGUUCUUUGGAUGCAUUGAUGAAAACCCUGAACAGCACAGAAUGUCUCUACAUCCGGUGUAUAAAACCAAACCAGCACUGUGAGGCAGGCCACUUUGAUGGCCAGUAUGUUAUAACGCAGCUGGAGGCCUGUGGAGUGAUGGAGACAGUGGAGAUCAGUAGGAAUGGAUAUCCAGCAAGAAUUCCUUAUGACAAGUUUGUACAGAAGUUUGGAAUAAUCAUCAAAAGUGAGCCAACUCAUCUGGUCUCUCUGUCAUCCCAGUCAGAAUCAGACCGAGACACAGAGAAGGAGAAUGACCUUCUGUUUGACCCUCUGGACAAACUGUUUAAGAAGCAGCUGUCCCUGCUGGAUACCCCCAAAAAGAGUGGCACCCCUAAAAAGAAACUUCGAAGAAGGACAGGCCUCUCCAGCUCUGAUCAUACUAGAAAGUGCUGUGCUUCUGUGAUGAAGAUUGUUUUUGGUUUUCAACCAAACUUGAGCAAGCAGUUUGGCAGGACCAAACUCUUCUUGCAAGAUGGCCAGCUGGAACAGUUAGAGGCUGCCCGGUGCAAACUUCUGAGCAGAUAUGCCUUUACCAUACAGUGUGCUUGGAGGAGGUACCAAUGUAAAAAGAGGAAAUCCAUCCUGAAGAUACAAGCUGUUAUGAGAGGCUGGCUGGUGAGACGAAAAUGGCAGAAAACCCUAGAUGCCGUCAGGACAAUACAAGCAGCUUGGAAGCUAUGCAAGGCAAAGAGGGUACAAGCCAUGUGUAGCCAAACAGGGGCCAUCACUGAUAUUGAAAAGACAUCCCCCAAAACGCCAGAAGAGCAGAUGGUAUCUCAGAACACUAACAACGUACACUCUUACUCAGUGCGUGAGUGGAGGCCCUGUGAUAAAGAUGUCAGACAUGAGAACAUGCUGCCCUCUCCCAGGCUGGUGAAGUCUUUACAGGACCUCAGUUUGUCAGUGGGGUUACCAAGACUGAGCCAUGUUGAGACACAGGAUGGCAUUGUGUCUUUUAGAAGAAUGCCUAGGGUCCACAUAAAAUUCCACACUAAACCAAAUAAGGUGCUCAAGUAUGCUCACUUCAUCAGUCAAAAGGAAUUCCUGUGUAGCUUGACAGACUGUCUUCCUCAGUAUGAUCCAGUAUAAACAAAUAUGUACAAUGUGGAACUGUGAAAUAUCUUCUUUUUUAUUUUUUUUCUCUAUGUCAAUCAUUGCAUUUGAUAAAGAAAAAAUGAUAAAUAUGUUAUUGCAUAUCAUUCUGCUUAUUCCAGAUGGUGAAAUUGGUUGUAAAUACAGUAAUCUUAUGCUAAAGUAGGAUUGAGUUAAGUGCAAUUUUAAAAGAGAUAUUACUAGAUAUGGGUGAUGGUAUUGGUAGUAUCUUGUACCAAUUGAUAAGGUGUUGUCACUGCUGUGUAGCUAAAUUCCUGUGAUUAGUAGAGAUUAAUUACAUUUGUUGACCUUUUAGUUUGUAAGAUAUUUGAAAUGUGUUAUAGUAAAAUGUAUAUUUUAUUUAUUUCAAACCAAUACAAAUAUGCCAUAAUUAUAUCAA